AUGCUCGGCGGCCAUCUCACCCAGAACAACGCCCCUGCCACUGCCUCCACAACCUCAGCCAACCACAGUAGACACUCCAGUAGAGGCUCCAUCAACAACCAUCUCAUGAACAACCCCAACGGGAACGCAGGAACGGGGAACGGUGCAGGAAACCGUCCCUACAGCCGCAAUGGCUAUCAGCAGGCUGACUCCACGCUCGAUCCAGUCUCCUCCAGGCGUCUUCACAGCUCUUCAGCAGCCUCAACCAACUCUACUUCUUCUUCAACUCCGCUGUCCUCCAUGACCAGCGCAUCGUCGCGUCCCUUUGUUCGACAGGGCCAAUCCAUGCGACGGGACAGCACUGCUUCGAGCUUCAGCACCCUGUCUGAAGCAUCACUACCUUGGACACGAGCCGAUAUUGGAUUCAAUGCCAUCUCGGGAGUGCUAAACAACCCGACAAAACGCCCUUCGUCUGCCGCAAAGCCAACAAAGACCGAUAUACCCCCAAUAGCUCCCGUGUCGAUUCGCAAGGUCAAGGCUUCAGAGUUCGACAGCUACAUCAAACACAUUACCCCCGUAUUCGAACGUUACCAGGGAAACAGAGCAGGAUCAAAACCCGUCGAUGGAGCCAACAUACACUCGCCUCGAUCACCCUUUGGAGCAUCCUUCGACUCUGUGGCCAACCAUCUUCAGCCACAGAACGCCACGCCGUCUUUGGAUGAAGCAUCACAGGGGAUCAUGAACAGGACCGAGAGCGCAAGGAACCCUUACUCGGUACCGGAUCUGUCAGAGAUCAACGAGCCUGUCCCAAUGAAGCCUGCCGUACCUGCUAUGCCCGACACCCCAGCCCUCAACACCGUACCGUCCAUCUUUUUCGAUCCUAACUUCAACUUUGAGAAUCCCAGGACGUUUGACCUUGUCUGCGAACAAACAGGGCCGGCAGAGUCGAAAAAUAGCACCACGUCUAUUGUCACCAACAGCAUUCUCCAGGAGAAACUCUCUCACUACUUGGAUACGGUCGAGAUUCACUUGAUGACAGAGAUCUCACGGCGGUCGACGUCCUUCUUUGAGGCGCUGUCGAAUCUCCAGGCACUUCACUCUCAAACAUUGGAAUGUGUGUCCCAGAUCCACGUUCUUCGGGCGCAGUUGGCAAGGAUCGACCACACGCAAUCGAAACAGGGACUCGAGGUUGUUCGGCUCAAGAGGCGCAGGAGGAAUCUGGGUCUACUUCACAAUGGAAUCCGCAUGGUGAAGGAGAUCCGCUCGACCCAGCCCAUGAUUCAAGUCUUAUUGGGAAAGGCCGACUACUUUGGCGCGCUGGACCUGAUUGACGGCGCGCAACGAGUCCUGAUCGAGGGCGACAUGAAGUAUCUCGAGGCGACUCCAGGAUUCGACCCAAGUCUGGCACUUGUUCCCUCGUCUUCUGCCAUCAUGCCAUCGCCUCGUUCAUUGGAUAUCCGUGGAGUUCUGGCGCUUGUCCACUUUAGCGGCCAAUUGACAGAGAUGAGAAAGAUGAUCGGCAAGAUGAUGGAGGGCGACCUGGUAGAUCUGUUGAUCAAUGACUUUCGGUUGCGGAUUGGCAAGUUGGAUGUGGCGACUCUUUUGACGGACCUUGGAAAAGUCGACACAUCCAACACAAAGUUCAUCAAACCCAACUUUACUCGCGGCAUCAACCCUUUGUUGUCCAAGCAGGCCGAGCGUGAGAGCGAUCUCCAGGAGAGGAUGAUGCCGCUUAUCCAGGGUCUUUUGCGCGCGAAUCGGGCUGGAGUUGCACUGCAGACCUUCCGGGAACAAAUCCUGCAGGAAUUUAAGAACAUCAUCAAAUCUCAAUAUCCUCCGCCAGACCCUAAUGUUCAAAACUCGGACGCUCCUCUUUCUGCAAAGAAGAAGGAUCAGAUGGUUGCGUUGACGAAUCAACUCAGGACAAUGGACCCGGUGACGUUCUACAAGAUGUUGUCUUUCAUAUAUGCGUUCUUGCUUGGCGCUCUUCAACGAGUCUCGCUCUAUCAUCAGCUCUUGCUUCACUGCAUCAGGAAGGCGGAGGCCCAAGGAACAGGCGAUUUGAUGAUGGCCGACACAUCUUCGGAUUCAGACAGCAUGCAGGAGUCAGCGUCUAUCCGGGAAAUGAGGGAGGGGGAGCACGAGGGCGAAGAGUAUGAGGAGAUUGACGAUCAAGAGGGCUCCGAUGGAGAGAAUGCUGGAUUCAGCCUCGGUACGAGCACACCGGGAGCAACACCCUUGCAGGCAACGAUAGGCAGGAAACGUAUGACGGCUCAAAGCGGUAGCAAGGUCGAAUCUCCUAGGUCACCCUUCUCAGGCGGACCCAUGUCUCCUCCCGUCAACCGAUUCGGCGCAUUGCAGAUCGAGGACGAAGAUGGACAAAUGGGCGUUAAUGCAGUAGCCCAGCUGUUCCGUCAACUCGAGACAGAAUCGGAGGAGAUCUUGUUUGCUGUGGCGGAUCUGGCACAUUCCAGGUGUGCUAAGUUGAUGGGCAUGAGAUCAGAACAGAGUGCCAAACUUUUGCCCGCCGAGGUCUAUAAGCUGCUGAAGCUCACCUGGUCGUUUGUUCUUCAGAGUGAGCUCCUCUCUGGUUACAUGUGCUACGGUCUCCGGACAGCUAUUCUCUCGCAGUCCAAGACAUUCUUGUUGCAGUUUCACAUGGAAAAGACAAGUCAGCUAGCGCUGGCAGUAGGCGAAGAUCAAUGGGCUCAAGUGGAGGUGCCUUGGUCAUCACAAUCCACGGCCAACGAGAUCACAGCUAUUUCUAGUCUCAGUCUCCAGGAGGCCAGGAACAAGGACUUUACGAUGGUGUUCAAUGUUCUCAGUUUGUCCGCACCACCAGUUCAAGGGAUGGACGAUCACGACUCAUUCAUCCAAUCGCGACUGGGAUCCAAAGGAUCCAACGGAGCUCUCAGCAAUGACAAAGGAGACUCAAAAUCAGCAGAGAUCCCAGCAUCCACGCGUGUACUAUCGGUCCGAGACGAGGUGUUCUUUGUCGUUGGUUGUUCGUUGGUAUUGCUGGACAUUCUGGCAGAGUAUCUGGAUAUUCUCAACAACAUAACUGCCCUCACAACCGACGUCAUGCAGCGCAUCAUCGAGCUUCUCAAGCUCUUCAACUCUAGGACGUGUCAAGUCAUUCUCGGAGCUGGUGCGAUGCGGUCUGCUGGACUGAAGAACAUCACGGCGAAGCACUUGGCAUUGGCUUCUCAGUCUUUGAGUGUAUUUGCUACGCUUAUCCCCUAUGUCAAGGAUUGGAUUCGAUCAAAGAUGACAGACAAGCAAAUGGUGAUGCUGACAGAAUUCGACAGGAUCUUGCGCGACUUCCAGGAACAUCAGAACGAGAUUCACUCAAAGCUGGUGACGAUCAUGACCGAGCGCCUGGCCCUCCACAUCCGCUCCAUGACCAACCCUGCGGUGGUCGACUAUGAUGCACUGAACAAGCCUACUCAGCAGCUGGCGAACGGCGGUGCGAGCGUGAAUGCAUUCAUGGACGGACUCGUCAAGGAUGCUACCACUCUUCACAAGGUCCUGAGUCGUUUCUUGCCUGCGACCUCUAUGCGACGCGUCAUUGAUGAGGUGCUGCAGAUCUUCACCGCUCGGCUUGAAGAAGAGAUCCAAAAGUUGCCAAUUGCUACUCCACUUGGAAAGACUAGACUUCAAGCGGAUGUGGCAUAUUUCGGACAGAAGCUGGGACCGUUGGAUCCCAACGGCGUGAUUGGAACUCGACUGAUGAAGCAAGUCAAGGAGCUGCUACUCACUGAUAGUAAUAACACCGUUGGAAAGAAUAAGCGUCUCUCGAAAGGCAAGAAGGGUCUCAAGAAGAAGGUCGUCGACCCCUUCACCCGCAAGGACUGGUACGAUAUCAAGGCUCCUUCGACCUUUGAGGUUCGCAACGUCGGCAAGACCCUCGUCAACCGCACCCAGGGUAUGAAGAACGCCAACGAUGCCUUGAAGGGCCGUGUCCUCGAGAUCUCCCUCGCUGACUUGAACAAGAGCGAGGAGCACUCUUUCCGCAAGAUUAAGCUUCGUGUUGAUGAGGUCCAGGGCAAGAACUGCCUCACCAACUUCCACGGUAUGGACAUGACCUCGGACAAGCUCCGCUCCAUGGUCCGCAAGUGGCAGUCCAUCAUUGAGGCUCACGUCGAUGUCAAGACCACCGACGGUUACUUGCUCCGCCUCUUUGCUGUUGCCUUCACCAAGAAGGGAGUCCACCAGGUCAAGAAGACCACCUACGCUCAGUCUGCUCAGAUCCGUCAGAUCCGCAAGAAGAUGUUCGAGAUCAUGAUUGCCCAGGCCUCGUCCUGCGACUUGAAGGAGCUCGUCCAGAAGUUCGUCCCUGAGGUCAUCGGAUCCGAGAUCGAGAAGUCGUGCAAGUCGAUCUACCCCCUCCGCGACGUCUUUGUCCGCAAGGUCAAGAUCCUCAAGGCCCCCAAGUUCGACCUCGGAAAGCUCCUCGAGCUCCACUCUGGUGCUGAUGUCGAGAACACCACCGGCGCCAAGGUUGAGCGCAAGGACUUCAAGGAGCCCGCUGUCCUCGCCGAGGUUUAA
Messenger RNA from Linnemannia hyalina, 4527 nucleotides. NCBI's taxonomy places the organism in Eukaryota, Fungi, Mortierellomycota, Mortierellomycetes, Mortierellales, Mortierellaceae. The record is from the annotation of a GenBank genome assembly.